ACGAUGCUCAAACUGGAGAUUGUGGUUUACACUUUUUCUGCGCUGUGCAUCGCAGCCAGAGCAGAACUGAAAGGGAGGAAUUGCAGCCAGGUGAGGGAGGCUUGUGCAGCUGGGGGCUUCAGCUUCUCGCAUGUCCCCCUCCAGGAGAUCCCAGGCGAACAUCUGCGAGUAUGUUCGCAGGGAAACACGUGUUGUACUCAAGAAAUGGAAGACGCCUUCAGCCAGCGGAGCAAACAGCAGUUUGGUGAGCUGAUGGACGAGAUGAGUCAUACUUUGAGGACCAUGUUUGUGUCCAGACAUCAGAAAUUUGAUGAAUUCUUCUUGGAGCUCCUGGAAAACACCGAACGCUCCUUAAACGAGAUGUUUGUACGGACGUACGGCAAGCCCUACAUGCAGAAUGCAGAGGUUUUUGAGAACCUCUUCGCCGAGCUCAAGCGCUACUACACUGGAGGCAACGUCAACUUGGAGGAAAUGCUCAACGACUUUUGGUCACGGUUGCUGGAGCGUAUGUUCACGCUGCUCAACUCCCAGUACGUCAUCACCGAGGACUACCUGGAGUGCGUCAGCAAGUACACCGAUCAACUAAAGCCCUUCGGAGACGUGCCCAGGAAGCUAAAGGGUCAGAUCACCCGAGCAUUCAUCACCGCUCGCACUUUUGUGCAAGGACUCUCCGUCGGCCGCGAGGUGGCUCAGAGAGUCUCUAAGGUAAGCGGCAGCCCGGCAUGCAUGCGAGCGCUGACCAAGAUGUCAUACUGCCCCUUUUGUCGAGGCAUGCCGGCCGUUAAGCCCUGCAAGAACUACUGCCUCAAUGUCAUCAAGGGCUGCCUGGCCAAUCAAGCCGACCUGGACCCCGAGUGGAACCAUUAUAUCGACGCCAUGCUUCUGGUGGUUUUACGGCUUGAAGGACCCUUCAACAUCGAAUCUGUCAUGGAUCCCAUUGAUGUCAAGAUUUCAGACGCCAUUAUGAACAUGCAAGACAACAGCGCUCAAGUCUCCUAUAAGGCUUUUCAAGGUUGUGGUCAGCCAAAACCCUCAGGAAUGAGUAGGUCUGCCCGCGGCGUUCCGGUCGUGUUCAACGUCCGCUUCAGGCCCUACAGCCCAGAACAGCAUCCCACCACAGCAGCUGGCACCAGCCUAGAGAGACUGAGGAUUAUUUGGAAUACCAUGCAACACAGUAUCGUUGACGUUAAAGAGAAACUCAAGCAAUCCAAGAGAUUUUGGUCCGGUCUUCCAGAAGAGAUGUGUGAGGACACCAGACUCACUGCUGUGAAUGCCACUGAUGACCAGUGCUGGAAUGGACACACCAUGGGGAGGUAUUUCCCAGAAGUGGUAAUGGACGGACUGACCAACCAGGUGAAUAACCCGGAGGUCAGUGUGGACAUCACACGUCCAGACACGUUCAUCCGUCAGCAGAUUAUGGCCCUGCGGGUGAUGACCAACAAGCUUAAGAAUGCCUACAACGGCAAUGAUAUCUACUUUCAGGACUCAAGUGAUGAAGGCAGCGGUUCAGGUAGCGGAAGCGGCUGCACAGACGCCUGCCCAACGGAGGCGGAAUUGGUUGUUCCUGAAAACCCGGUUGUGGAAGCCGACCGGAGGGGUCCAGUAGACAGCGCGUCUGCAAAUCUCUCCCACCAAAUGGGCCUCUUUACCACAUUGGUCCUUUCAGUUUUAGUCAUCCAAAUACAUUGGAGAUAA
Messenger RNA from Nerophis lumbriciformis (worm pipefish), 1695 nucleotides. NCBI's taxonomy places the organism in Eukaryota, Metazoa, Chordata, Actinopteri, Syngnathiformes, Syngnathidae. The record is from RefSeq and is a predicted model, not a curated record.